UUGCGGGACAGAGGGAGUAAAAGAGUGAUGGAUGAAAUGGAAACACUUAUUUAAUGGCGGAUGGAUAUAUUGACAUGAAUAAAUAUUGUGGUAAGCUGUCACAAUUCCCACCCGAUUGUCACCAUCUCAAUCCAUGGCUGAAACAACCUCCAUCAACCCCCAAAAUGGCUUCUGCCCUCAAACCAGAACAUACCACAGUCUCCGCCCCGCCGUCCCUCUGCCUCCCCCGUCUCAGCCCCUCUCCAUCUUCCAAUACGCCCUCUCCCUCCUCCACUCCUCCUCCUCCGCCCUCUCCACCACCCCUUUCCUCAUCGAGGCCGCCACCGCCCGCCACCUCACCUACUCCGCCUUCCUCCGCCACGUGUCCUCCCUCUCCGCCUCCCUCAAACCCCUCCUCUCCCAAAACGACGUCGCCUUCAUCCUCUCCCCUCCCUCCCUCCACAUCCCCGUUCUCUACUUCUCCCUCCUCUCCCUCGGCGCCGUCGUCUCCCCUUCCAACCCCCUCUCCUCCCCCUCCGACCUCUCCCACCAAAUCUCCCUCUCCCGCCCCGCCAUCAUCUUCGCCACCGCCGACUCCACCAACAAACUACCCCAAAUUGAUGUUCCCAUUAUCAUCCUUGACUCGCCCUUGUUCCUCUCCAUGCUCCAAUGCGAAUCAGCGUCGCAUUCGAGCUUAGUCGCGGCCGCGGUGGUGGAUCAGUCUGCUGCGGCUGCGAUCCUCUACUCCUCCGGGACCACGGGGAGGGUGAAGGGAGUCGUGCUGACUCACCGGAAUCUGAUCGCGCUGGUGGCAGGGAUGUAUCACAACAAGUUGGGUGAAGAUGAGGUGGAAAGUGCUCCUCACCCGGUGUCGAUUCUGACGGUGCCGCUGUUUCAUGUGUUUGGAUUUUUCAUGCUGAUCAGGGCGGCGGCGCUGGGGGAGAGCGUGGUGCUCAUGGAGAGAUUCGAUUUCGUCAAAAUGCUGGAAGCGGUGGAAAGGUACAGAUAAAAAUCUACGGAUUCUAUUUUAAAAUCAAUUGGUG
Salvia hispanica is the source of this 1022-nucleotide messenger RNA. Lineage: Eukaryota; Viridiplantae; Streptophyta; Magnoliopsida; Lamiales; Lamiaceae. The record is from RefSeq and is a predicted model, not a curated record.